Molecule: messenger RNA, 1610 nt
Organism: Chaetomium fimeti
Lineage: Eukaryota; Fungi; Ascomycota; Sordariomycetes; Sordariales; Chaetomiaceae
Exons: 1
Coding region: 187-1383 (398 amino acids)
Source: RefSeq, a predicted model, not a curated record
UGGCAACCCACCUUGAAGCUGAUUGGAGUCCCACAGCAGCCAUCAAUCAACUCCGUUGCUCGACUCACGACAUCGCCAAACUGUUCCCCCCCACCACCCCGCCCGCGUCGCUAUUUUUGACUCGGCCCGGGCUGCUACGAAGCGCCGAAGCGAAUUGAUCGAACGGCCCUUCCCGGCGACGCCAGGAUGCAGAGAUCAAGGCCACUCGGGUCCCUCAAGGACAUCUUCCCUCGCAUCCACCAACCGCUACCGCUGAACCAGCGCGAGUCCCAGCGACUCCUCGAAACCAUCAAGACAUCAUUCCGCACACAGCUAGACCAAGAACAUGGCUGGAUCUCCCCAGGUUCUAGCACGGUGUCGCGGCUGACGAAUUCGACUCCCACCCAACCCAAAGCCGCCCCUGCCCAACCGAGACACACCCGGGCGACCGACCGGCACAUGCACGCCGUUCUCAACAACCCGCUCUUUAAUAAUGCUGCCGUGGCCGCGUCUAAGGGCUCCCGGAAAAGCUUGGAUGCACACAAGGCCAUUUUCGAGAAAGCCGUUUCGCGGGGGCUUGUGAAUCUGACGACCGCGCAUGGGUUUCUGAUACACAUCAAUCCUGUGGCGCCUGAGACGUCACCUUCAACGGCAAACUCGUCGCCAAGGAAACCCCCCCCAAACAUCGGUGCCGGUCUGCUCGUAUUGCAAUGGCUGCGGUCUUCUGGCCAGGAGCGGGACUUCAAGUUUCUUUCUAAUCGGGGUUUCGUCAGGACCCUUCUACCCUUCCUUGUCGCCGAGGGGCUUGAUGGCGUAGUUUGGGUCUGGUUCAAGCGCCUUCUAAAAGAACACGCCACAACAAAUACCUACACUAUGGCCCGACAACUACUCCGAGAUUUCGUGGCCGAGAAAUACUCUGGGGGUGACGUCGAGUCUGCUUUCGCUGCCGUUUUGAAAGCAGAUACCAUGGUCAGGGAGAUGAAGGUUCCUGUGGGUAUCCUGCAGAUAUCGUGGAAUUGGCUAGCGUAUCACGCUACAACACAAUCCACCGGACACAUGAAGCUGCCUACACAUCUCUACGAUCCAUUCGUCGCCGUAGGACGGGACCUCCAUGCCAAGUCGGCCCCGCUUGUGAUGGCGCUUCUCAACUUACAGCAUCCCGUCGACCCUUCCCCGAGCCUUGCCGUUGAGCUGCUCUCAAGCCAGAGAAGUUGGAGGGAAAAGGACGUACCCUUUGUGUACAUUCUCGACCUCUAUCAGUUAGGUAUCGAUACAGUCCGGCACCUGAUACGGACCCGCAACGCUGAGGAAGCAUCGCGUUUGUUGGACCUCCUGGGGAGAAACAUGCGCUUGCAUGCGAACACAAAAUGGCUUAACUGCGCCGCAGAUGCAAUACCUGCCUGAGCCCGGAGCUUGAGACCAAGCAUCCAUUGCAGGAGGCAGCCACCAAACAACCUCGUUUCACUUGCACGGGAUAGCCGAUGAGCACAGAUGCCACCCUCUAGUGUAUGUUUUUCAGGCGGCGUUGUUUCGGAACCGCGGGUGGGUUCAGCAAACGGAAGCAAACGAAAUUCCCUUGACGACGGUUUAUCCGACCAAACUCAAGUCGGCUCGAGCAAGUUUGGCGUGCA